AUGUACUGGAAAGUCCUGUCCUUCCUUUUUGCCAUUGAGGAGAUUAACCAGAAUCCCCACCUCUUACCCAACGUCACCCUGGGCUAUAAUAUUCAUGACAACUAUUUCAACACAAAAGUGACUUCAGAGAUUUUGCUGGACCUGCUUUCAAAGGGAGAGGCAAAUGUUCCAAAUUAUAGCUGCGGAAAGCAGAGAAACACACUGACAGUCCUUGAAGCAGCAGAUUCAGGCAUGUCCAUCCAGAUUGCAACCAUGCUGAACACCUACAAGAUCCCACAGCAUGCCCUGUCUGUGAAAGCCUGGAUAAGGUGCAAAGAAAGAGAAAAAUGGCAGAAUGUGUCUCAAGAGCUACGGGAAAGGAUUCUGUCCCUGGACGGCUACCACAUUUACCACACCAUCUGGACUGUAGCGCAUGCUUUACAUGCAGCCUAUACUUUCCGGUCCCAGAAAAGGGCAACAAAGAAUGGAAACAGGAUGGGAGUUCAAAGAGUGCAGCCUUGGCAGCUUCACCCUUUCCUGUGCAUCUCCCAGUAUAACAAUAAUUCCAUAGAGGGAGUAUAUGUGGAUGAGAAAGGUGACCUGGCAGCUGACUCUGACAUCAUGUACUGGGUGAAGUUUCCCAAUCAGUCUGUUAUCAAAGUGAACAUUGGGAGUCUGGAAAGGGAGGGAUGCUCAGAAGCCAAAUUCAGGCUCACAAUGGACCAGGAUGCAAUCAUGAGGGCCAUGCAGGUCAACAAGCCCCUGCCACAUUCUCAGUGUGUGGAAAGUUGCUUGCCUGGAUUUGUCAAGCUGGUUGACAAAGAGAAGCCAGUUUGUUGCUACAGUUGUAUUCCUUGUGCGGAAGGGACCAUCUCCAUUCAGGAAGACGCUGACCACUGUUCCAAAUGCCCCGAGGACCAGCAGCCCAACAAGGACCAAGAUCAGUGUGUUCCUAAAGUGAUAACCUGCCUAUCCUACAAAGAAGAUCUGGGGAUCGUCCUUACUUCCUUCGCUCUACUUUUGUCUUCAAGCACUGGCUUUGUUUUAAGCAUCUUUGUUAAGCACCUGGAAACUCCAGUAGUCAAGGCCAACAACCGGGACCUGUCCUACGUGCUCCUCAUUUCCCUCCUGCUUUCCUUCUUGUCUUCCUUCCUCUUCAUUGGCCAGCCAAGGAGAGCCACCUGCCUUCUACGACAAGCAGCCUUCAGCAUCAUUUUCUCCGUGGCCGUCUCUUCUCUCUUGGCCAAAACCAUCACAGUGGUGUUGGCCUUUCUAGCCACCAAGCCAGGCAAUAGCGUGAGGAGAUGGCUGGGGAAGCCUUUGGGCAACUCCAUUGUCCUUUCUUGCUCUGCUGUGCAAGUUACGAUCUGUGCUCUCUGGUUGGGCACCGCUCCCCCGUUCCCUGACUUGGAUAUGCAUUCCCAGGCUGGGGAGAUUGUCCUGCAGUGCAACGAAGGCUCAGUCGCCAUGUUCUACACUGCCCUCGGCUACAUGGGCUUCCUGGCAGCCGUCUGCUUGGCGGUGGCUUUCCUGGCACGGCGGCUGCCUGGGGCCUUCAACGAAGCCAAGCUGAUCACCUUCAGCAUGCUGGUCUUCUGCAGCGUUUGGGUCUCCUUCGUGCCCACCUACCUGAGCACCAAGGGCAAAUACAUGGUAGCCGUGCAGGUCUUCUCCAUCUUGGCCUCCAGUGCUGGGCUGCUGAGCUGCCUCUUUGUCCCCAAGUGCUACGUUAUUCUUUUUCGACCUGAUUUGAAUACAAAGGAGCAGCUCAUUCUGAAAAGCAGAACAGAAAUGUCAUUUUAAACCUGCACCAUUUAGUAAGCACCAGGGACCCAUUUGCUUAUCUCUGUUCCCUAAGAC
This is a messenger RNA of Candoia aspera, 1839 nucleotides long. RefSeq names its product vomeronasal type-2 receptor 26-like. Bases 1 to 1782 code for a protein of 593 amino acids. Gene Ontology annotation, biological process: G protein-coupled receptor signaling pathway. The transcript has 5 exons. Lineage: Eukaryota; Metazoa; Chordata; Lepidosauria; Squamata; Candoiidae. Gene Ontology annotation, cellular component: plasma membrane. Gene Ontology annotation, molecular function: G protein-coupled receptor activity. The record is from RefSeq and is a predicted model, not a curated record.